UUGAAUAUCGAUAAUAAUGAACUUCUGAUGCGAUAUAAAUCAUUUUUCAACAGAAAUUAAAGUGAGGAAGGAUCGGAUCCAAACCUGUGGAAGACCAAAGAAUGUGAAGGAGGGUUAAGUCAUGAAAGCAUGGACUAGUGGGGCAGGUUUUAGGAAGCCGGGCUUUGGAAGGCACUUUGAGUCUGGUGAAAAUUAUGAGGUGCUAGAUGUAGGUUUAGAAUCCUCCACCUCCACCUCCGCAGCCACCGCCGCCUCCACAGCCGCCUCCUCCACAGCCGCCUCCUCCACGGCCACCACCUCCACAAUCUCCGCCUCCUCCACCUCAGUCUCCACCACCUCCGUCUCCACCUCUAUUUUCAUGAGUACCACCAUUAUUUACUCAAUCAAAAUCUGAACAAAUAUCAAAGUCACAACAUUCAAAUAGUUGGGAUAUACAAUUAUUUGAAGACUUCUUCUUCUUCUUGCGUGAGAACUCUGCUUCUUCUUCUUUACUAUAUCAACACCCCAUUCUAUUUAUUAA
Molecule: messenger RNA, 520 nt
Organism: Moneuplotes crassus
Lineage: Eukaryota; Ciliophora; Spirotrichea; Euplotida; Euplotidae
Source: the annotation of a GenBank genome assembly